AGUGCCCUCACCAAGGGUGUACAGAUUAACGUCCACAGUCCGGAGAAAGGGAUUUUAUCGCCUUUUUUGAAACCUUGUGGUGAAGCUACGCUUUGGAAUCUGAAUCACGCAACGGAAGAAUUGCUCACCUUGGAGGUGCAGUAUCCAGAAAGGAAUUAAUCUAUCAGUGUACAGUACUGUGGCUAACUCAUUCCAUUCUUACAACACCGGCAAAAAUGUACCGACUUAACGUUCUUGGGAUCUAUUUGUGGGAAACUAUAGUCUUCUUCAGCUUGGCAGCGUCAAAGGAAGCAGCAGCCCGAAAAGCAGCCACGCCGAUGCCCCCCUCAGAGUUCCUGGACAAACUCAUGGGGAAAGUGUCAGGUUAUGAUGCAAGAAUCAGACCAAAUUUUAAAGACCCACAAGGCUCCAAAUCGGAAGCUUCACACAAGAAAGGUCCCCCUGUGAACGUAACCUGUAACAUCUUCAUUAACAGUUUUGGUUCCAUCGCUGAAACUACCAUGGACUACAGAGUGAACAUCUUCCUGAGACAGCAGUGGAACGACCCUCGGCUGGCCUACAGCGAGUACCCCGACGACUCCCUGGAUCUGGACCCCUCUAUGUUGGACUCCAUCUGGAAACCCGAUCUGUUCUUUGCCAAUGAAAAGGGAGCCAACUUUCACGGGGUCACCACAGACAACAAGCUGCUGCGGAUCUCGAAAAACGGAAAUGUCCUGUACAGCAUAAGAAUAACACUGGUUCUAGCCUGCCCCAUGGACCUGAAGAAUUUCCCUAUGGACGUGCAGACCUGUAUAAUGCAGCUGGAGAGCUUCGGCUACACUAUGAACGACCUCAUAUUCGAGUGGGAUGAGAAAGGAGCGGUGCAGGUAGCGGACGACCUGACAUUACCUCAGUUUAUACUGAAAGAAGAGAAGGACUUGCGGUACUGCACCAAGCACUACAACACAGGGAAGUUUACCUGCAUCGAAGCCCGUUUCCACCUGGAGAGGCAGAUGGGCUACUACCUGAUCCAGAUGUACAUCCCCAGCCUGCUCAUUGUCAUCCUGUCCUGGGUGUCCUUCUGGAUCAACAUGGACGCUGCACCUGCGCGAGUGGGACUGGGCAUCACCACGGUGCUGACCAUGACCACUCAGAGCUCCGGCUCCAGGGCCUCUCUGCCCAAGGUGUCCUAUGUGAAAGCUAUUGACAUCUGGAUGGCAGUGUGCCUGCUGUUUGUCUUCUCUGCCCUGCUGGAGUAUGCUGCGGUCAACUUCAUCGCCAGGCAACACAAGGAGCUUCUCCGCUUCCGGAGGAGGAGACGACACCUCAAGGAAGACGAGGCUGGGGAGGGCCGGUUCAGCUUUGCGGCCUACGGCAUGGGCCCGGCAUGCCUGCAGGCGAAAGACGGCAUGGCCAUCAAAGGCAACAACAACAACGCUCCUGCCUCCACCAACCCCCCAGAGAAGACCGUGGAGGAGAUGCGCAAGCUCUUUAUUGGUCGCGCCAAGAGGAUCGACACAGUGUCCCGUGUGGCCUUCCCCCUCGUCUUCCUCAUUUUCAAUAUUUUCUACUGGAUCAUCUACAAGAUCAUACGCAGCGAGGAUGUCCAUAAGCAGUAACUCCUGAAGAGUGGAAAACAUGGCCUAUAACCUACUCCC
Molecule: messenger RNA, 1637 nt
Organism: Megalops cyprinoides (Indo-Pacific tarpon)
Lineage: Eukaryota; Metazoa; Chordata; Actinopteri; Elopiformes; Megalopidae
Gene: glra1
Product: glycine receptor, alpha 1
Exons: 10
Coding region: 216-1598 (460 amino acids)
Biological process (GO): chemical synaptic transmission; signal transduction; nervous system process
Cellular component (GO): plasma membrane; postsynaptic membrane; synapse
Molecular function (GO): transmembrane signaling receptor activity; transmitter-gated monoatomic ion channel activity; extracellularly glycine-gated chloride channel activity
Source: RefSeq, a predicted model, not a curated record